UGCAAUGAAACUAAGAUAACAUGUUCUUGGUGAUAGUAUUCCUAGGGUGCCUAGCCCACUGUUGUUUUGGACAACAAAAACCUAACAAUGUGUGUCCAACUUUUCAGGAUUAUUACACCAUCAGAAACAAUUCCAGAUGUUGGUAUGAUUUCUCUGCAGAAUUUGACACACCGACUGUUAUCAAACUUAAUGGUUACCCUGUAAUCGAAUAUAGAGUUCCUACUAUAGAUGGCUUUAUUUUGGGGAUGUUUAGAAUCCCAUCAAAAAACCCGGACGCUUGGAAGCAUCCUAUUUACCUUCAGCACGGUUUAGCUUCAACGUGUGAUUAUUUCGUAGGCAUACAAAGAAAUUCCUUAGCUUUUGUGUUAGCUGAUGCAGGUUUUGAUGUAUGGUUAGGUAAUUAUCGUGGAACGCGGUACUCUCAGAGACAUCAAAAUUUAACGGUUUUUGAUCAAAUAUACUGGGACCAUAGUAUGGAUGAUAUAGUAGCAUAUGACUAUCCAGCUUUGUUCAGCACGAUUCUGUCAAAUACCGAUCCCAAUGGAAAAAUAGUCUAUAUUGGACACUCGCUAGGUACUACUUUGGGUUUAAUGUACGCAGCUGAGUACUCUGACAUUGUUAAAAGUACCAUGCACAUGUUGAUACUUAUGUCACCUGCUUAUACUUUGGCGAAUAUGAAGGCUCCUUACAGACUAGCAGCACCUUUUGGAUCAGCGAUUAUGAAUAUCGCUCGAGAACUGGAAAUAUUUCGUCUUGUAUCUCAAGAAGAAAUACUAAGAAAUGGUGUCCGUCUCAUAUGUCUAGAGUCACCACCUUUAAUGCAAUUUUGUAUGCAGCUGUAUAAUCUUUUUUAUGGGCCAAACACUCAGUUUACUGCUGAUCUUAUUCCCACAUAUUUUAACCAUCUACCAGGAGGAACUGCAUUGAAAGUCCUAAAUCAUGCGGCAGAUCUCGUUCUGGGAAAUUUUCGAAAGUACAAUUACGUAGAAGAUAAUUACAAAUAUUAUGGUAGCUUAACACCUCCGAUUUACGAUGUUAAGAAAAUUCCAAUACCGGUUCAGAUAUAUUACAGUACUCAAGACUGGGCAACUACAGAACCGGACGCUAUCAACCUUUGGAACCAUUUACCAGAAGCUGCUCGACAUGGGAUCACGCGAAUAGACCUCCCUGCGUUCAAUCACAUUGAUUUCGUGUACAGUAGAAACGCCAAAACUAUUGUUUACAAUGAUUUAAUUCAAAUUCUAAAUAAAUUUCUAAAUAGGUAG
Messenger RNA from Zophobas morio, 1265 nucleotides. Its product is annotated as lipase member K-like. Gene Ontology annotation, molecular function: hydrolase activity, acting on ester bonds. Bases 21 to 1265 code for a protein of 414 amino acids. Lineage: Eukaryota; Metazoa; Arthropoda; Insecta; Coleoptera; Tenebrionidae. The record is from RefSeq and is a predicted model, not a curated record. The transcript has 7 exons.